AGGGACGCAGCCCUCUGAAGUCUAAUCUGCUUUACAGGACUGUCAUUUAGGUCGUGUUUAUAUCUUAUCUAGCUGUAUGUAGGAGCUCCGGUUCAAAACACGAUCAGUGUUCCAGGUUGGACUGCGGUGAUGGCGGACCACACCGACGUCAGUCUGCAGCCGGAGGAGCGAGUCCGCGCUCUGACCAAGAAAGGAAGCACGGUGGAAGUGAACGACGAUGUGCCACCGCGCCGAUACUUCCGCUCCGGGAUGGAGAUGAUCCGCAUGGCCAACGUUUACACGGAGGAGGGCAACAUCGAGCACGCCUUCGUCCUCUAUAAUAAAUAUAUCACGCUCUUUAUAGAAAAACUUCCCAAGCAUCGGGAUUACAAGACUGCUAACAUUCCUGAGAAGAAAGACACACUAAAGAAACUCAAGGAUGUCGCCUUUCCUCAAGCGGAGGUUCUGAAAAAAGCUCUUUUGAGGAGAUUUGAACAAGAACAUGCACAGUACCUUGUCAAAAAGAAAGCGGAGGAUGAGAUCAUGAUGCGUGAGCAGUCCAAGCAGCGAGCGCUGGACGCCGAGCGGGAGCGCGUGGCCGAGAUGCAGCGCCGGCAGCGGGAGCAGGAGCAGUUCAGUGCCUUCGAGGAGAUGAUCCGCCGCCAGGAGCUGGAGAAGGAACGCCAGCGAGUGCUCCUGGAGUUCGCCACGCCCGCCACUCCUUCCCCAGACAUGCCCCUCCUUCCAGGCAUCCAGGGUCCACCGACCACCGCCCCGACUGCCCCGCUGAGCCCAGGUGAUCUACCCAUUGCCAACCACCAGUACAAUCGCCCUCCAGCCACCAUCGGCUCACCUGCCACCGCCCCGCCAACCUUCGACCGGUCGCUCAAGCCGGGGUCGCUGGUGAGCCCGGGGAGCCACAAUACAAUGGUGGAUGCCCUUCGGCAGUUGGCCGUUCCCGCUGAGCUGUGCCGGAGCUUCCUAAGGCUGGCCGAGGCCAACACAAGCCGAGCUGUAGAAACUUGCGGCAUCCUGUGUGGCAAGCUGACUAGAAAUGCGUUCACCGUGACCCACGUCAUCGUACCAAAGCAGUGUGGCGGACCCGACUACUGCGACACAGAAAACGAAGAGGAGCUCUUUCUCAUACAGGACCAGUAUGAUCUCAUCACUCUGGGCUGGAUUCAUACUCACCCCACACAGACGGCCUUCCUGUCCAGCGUCGACCUCCACACACACUGCUCCUACCAGAUGAUGCUGCCGGAGGCCAUCGCUAUCGUCUGCUCGCCCAAAUUCAACGAGAUCGGCUACUUCAGGUUGACAGAUCGAGGAACAGAUGAAAUCUCCACGUGUAAACAGAAAGGCUUUCAUCCUCACAGCAAAGACCCUCCUCUAUUUACACACGCAGGACACGUGAACAUCACAGAUGACACGGUGUCCAUGAUGGAUUUGCGGUGAUUUUUUAAAGGUUUUUUUUUUUUCUCUACCAGAACACUCACUGACUGUUUUAUCAAACAGGAGACAUUUUAUCUGAGAAAAACACUCAUCUCAUUUUCAGGAUGGUACUGAGCGAACGAGGCCCUGAGUUUACCAUUUACACGGACUUCAGUUAUUCUAAUUGUUCUCAAAGGGAACAAACAUUACAAGUUUCUUUUUCUUUCUUUUUUUUUUGCUCUGUAAAAAUGAUAUUAUCACAUAUUGUUGCACUUUCUGAGCAAAUGACUAAUAUCUAACUAACGGACCGGCAAACCUCUGGCUCUCGAACCCCCCCUCCCUCUCCCCCCUCCACCUUCCUCUUGUGUCCCGUCCUUUAAUGUUUCUUGUCAUUAAUUAAAAGAGAAUAUGUUCAUCAGAUGAUAAGUGGCAGGAAACCCCCCGACCUUCUUUGUUUCAUCGCUUUCAUCAAAGUGUGUUUUCCUGCCUGACAGAUUAAAAAGUGCCAAGGAUUGAGAACGUUUUCACUCGUUGAAUUAUUCAUUGUGAGGCGUAAAAACAUUCAAUAUGAAGUCUGUAAUUG
Scomber japonicus (chub mackerel) is the source of this 1993-nucleotide messenger RNA. RefSeq names its product STAM-binding protein-like A. Gene Ontology annotation, molecular function: metal-dependent deubiquitinase activity; protein binding; K63-linked deubiquitinase activity. Gene Ontology annotation, cellular component: cleavage furrow; endosome. The record is from RefSeq and is a predicted model, not a curated record. Lineage: Eukaryota; Metazoa; Chordata; Actinopteri; Scombriformes; Scombridae. The transcript has 10 exons. Bases 130 to 1434 code for a protein of 434 amino acids. Gene Ontology annotation, biological process: protein K63-linked deubiquitination.